Trypanosoma cruzi is the source of this 1212-nucleotide messenger RNA. Its product is annotated as mitochondrial import receptor subunit, putative. NCBI's taxonomy places the organism in Eukaryota, Euglenozoa, Kinetoplastea, Trypanosomatida, Trypanosomatidae. Gene Ontology annotation, molecular function: Hsp90 protein binding. Bases 1 to 1212 code for a protein of 403 amino acids. The record is from RefSeq and is a predicted model, not a curated record. The transcript has a single exon.
AUGUUGCACACUGUGGAGAAGCGAUUGGUGACCGUUCCUGUGGAUGGGGAACUUGUAAGUCAAGAGGUGUACGUAGAUGCUUCCACUGAAUUGGACAUAGACCCCCAAACCGGCGUGUUCCGCACUCGGGCCGAGACAGAAGAACUAAUAAAAGAGGUGUAUCGAAUAGCCCGAGAUGCUCUUCCAAAAGAACUGGAGCGAUACAACAAUUGGAUGCGGAGCGGCUCUCGUUCUGACGUAUCCCAUACACCCUUGCAGCACUCACCUCUAAAUGUGGUGAGAAGUGGCACUGCAGCCAGUGUCCCUCAGAAAACUGAAAAGGCAGAGGAAUACAGAGCGCGGGGUAAUGAUGCAAUGAAGCAGGGUAAUUUACGGAAGGCUGUCCGCUGCUAUAGUGAAGCACUAAAAUAUGAACCCUCGUCCAGUACCCUAUGGUCCAAUAGGGCGGCUGCGAUGAUUCAACUUGAUAGGGGUGAUGACGCCUUGUCCGAUGCAAAAAGGGCGAUUUCUCUUGACCCAAUGAACGUCAAAGCAUAUUAUCGAAAAGCUUCUGCUUUAUAUUUGCUUGGCGCGCGCACCGCAGCUGCUUGCUGUGUUAAAGAAAGUGUGAAACGGUUUGGCACCAAUGCGGCCUGGGAAUCCCUUGGGGACCGUAUUGGAUCGAUGGCCAGAGCUGUUUUGGUGGAUCACAGAUGGAUCUGUAACGACGAUGUGGAAGAGGGUGAAGAGCUUUGUGCAUUGAAACCAAUAAAAUUGCCUUGUGCGGAUCCAUCUGAGGUGUUGCAUCUCUGGGCGAAAGCCGGUGUUCCAUCCGCUAUUUUGGCCGAAGAAGCUGCAUAUUAUGCUGCUCGUGGAUCAGAGCCUUUGGUUGAACCAUAUCAUGGUGUAAUGGAGGCACAAAAGGUUUACGAUAUGUGUACGGACGCAGAUUCUGAGUUUUCUUUGAUGUCUCGAUCGGCUGACAUUCUUCGCUGGAGCUGCCUCUUGUUAGGAUUCGCGGAUACACGGAUACCAAUGGGCCGAGGGCCGUGGUUAGAAACAAUUUUCGGUGAUGGAUUUAUCUUUCUGGGGGCCUCAUUGUUCUCCUCACCUACACAUGAGGCUAACGUCUCCCUUUGUUUUGAUCAGGCGUCACAUGAUCUUCGCGUGGUUGCGCGCCGAAAAAUCGGGCGAUAUGAAACCCUUUCUUCUUUGAGCGCGUUGUGCCACUGA